This is a messenger RNA of Akanthomyces muscarius, 696 nucleotides long. RefSeq lists its product as uncharacterized. Lineage: Eukaryota; Fungi; Ascomycota; Sordariomycetes; Hypocreales; Cordycipitaceae. The transcript has a single exon. The record is from RefSeq and is a predicted model, not a curated record. Bases 1 to 696 code for a protein of 231 amino acids.
AUGGCCGACGACGGCGCCCAGCGUCUCGUCCUCGCGCCGUCCACGCCCGCCGCCUUUCUCUCACACCUCUUGAACCAGCGCCGCCAUCCCACCACGGCGCUCAUCUGCGCCACCAAGCACGACUUCCUCCACGCCGCCGUCUCCGAGCUCCAAGACGCCCCUCCGUCCUCACCGUCCUCCCGCCCCGACGACCAGCAAGCCCCCUCCAAGCACGCCAUACUCAAAGCCACCCUCGCGCACAUUGCCACCUCGCGCCACAUACAAACCGCCUUCGUCCCCAGCGUCGCCCACCUCCGCGCCUACCUCUCCGUCUUCCCCUCCGCCACCACCACCGUCCCCGCGCCACCAGAGCCGCAGCAGCAGCAGCAGGAGCGGCAGCAGCCCGCGCUGCUCGUCUACGGCUUCCUGGACGUGCACCGCGACGGCGGCGAGUGGUCCGCGCAGGGCAUCGGCUGCUCGGCGGCGUGCGUCGUCGAGGCGGCGGCGCGCGCGGGGCUGGCGGCGGCGCUGAUGGAGCCCCAGGGCUGGGGCGCCGAGCAGGACGAAACCGGGAGUUGGGCGGCGGUGUAUGAGGAGCAGAUUCCGCUGCUGAGCUCGACGGCAGAGGUGCGCGAGGACGGGACGUGGGCUGUGCCGUGCACGUCUGCGCGGACGAUUCUCCGACGAUGGUUUACGUUGGACUAUUCACAAACAUGA